GCCCAUCCUUGAACCCGGACACAACCAUGUAUAGCUGAUAUGGCAAAAUGCUAUUGGUUAUUAAACAAUGCCCACUAACUGAGCACGUCAAGGCAAACCCGCUUCGCCUGUCAAUCGGACGGUUAAUCGCCAGUGUUCACAAUCACGGCAGCCGGCGAUGCCAAAUCUCAUCGACACUUCAAUCCAAUGACAUUGAUUCCUCUCUCCAAUGCCCUCUCUCUUUCUGUCAAGACCAAAACCUUCCACUUUCUCAAAAUUUCACCCCCAUACAAGAAAACAACACUUGGAAAAGCUUCCCUGCAUAGUUAAAUCCCUUCUUGAUCUGUCCUCUCAAGGCCAGCUCUCACAAGCAAUCGCCUCUCUUGGGCUCUUAUCACGCAAAGGCAUACGCUUGCCGUCUCAGACACUAGCUCACCUCAUCCAACAGUGUGCAAACACCAAAUCGUUUAAGUUAGGCAAACGGGUCCAUCUCCAUUUGAAGUUAACUGGAUUAAAAAGACCCAAUGCAUUUUUGGCGAAUAAUUUAAUCGCUAUGUAUUCGAAAUGCGGUGAUUAUAAAAGUGCACACAAGGUGUUUGAUGAAAUGUCUAUGAGGAAUUUGUACUCGUGGAAUAAUAUGCUUUCUGUGUACGCUAAAUUGGGAAAAAUAAAGGCGGCUAGGAAGUUAUUUGAUAAAAUGCCAGAGAAAGACGUUGUUUCCUGGAAUACAAUGGUUAUUGCCUAUGCGCAGAGUGGGUUUUGCAAUGAAUCUUUGAGGUUUUAUAGGGAGUUGAGGAAGUUGGGAAUAGGAUACAAUGAGUACAGUUUCGCGGGUCUAUUGAAAAUUUGUGUGAAGUCCAAGGAGUUGGAGCUUACUAGACAGGGUCAUGGGCAGGUUUUGGUCGCUGGAUUUUUAUCGAAUUUGGUAAUUUGUAGUUCCAUUCUUGAUGCCUAUGUAAAAUGCAGUGAGAUGGUCGAUGCAAGGCAGUUGUUUGAUGGGAUGAAUGUGAAGGAUAUUCUUGCCUGGACAACAAUGGUAUCUGGGUAUGCUCAAUGGGGUGACAUGGAGGCUGCUAAUGAGUUGUUUGAUUUGAUGCCCGAGAAGAAUCCUGUUUCAUGGACAGCUUUGAUUUCUGGCUACGCUAGACAUGGUUUAGGGCACAAGGCACUUGAGUUGUUUACAAAGAUGUUGAUGCUUCAUAUUAGACCUGAUCAAUUUACUUUUAGUAGUUGUCUUUGUGCUUGUGCUAGUAUAGCUUCACUUAAUCAUGGCAAACAAAUACAUGGUUAUUUAGUACGCGCCAAUUUCAGGCCUAAUAUGAUUGUUGUGAGCUCUCUUAUAGACAUGUAUUCCAAAUGUGGAAAUUUGGCAGUUGGUAGGUUGGUUUUUGACCUCACGGAUAAUAAGCAGGAUGCUGUCUUGUGGAAUACUAUGAUUUCAGCCCUGGCACAGCAUGGUCUCGGGGAAGAAGCUAUUCAGAUGUUCAAUGAUAUGGUUAGAUUAGGCAUGAAGCCAGAUGGGAUAACAUUGGUUGUUAUUCUCAAUGCAUGCAGCCAUUCAGGUCUUGUGGAUGAAGGGCUUAGAUUAUUUGAUUCCAUAACUCAUUUACAUGGCAUUGUGCCCAAUCAGGAACACUAUGCAUGCUUGAUUGAUCUCCUUGGUCGAGCUGGGCAUUUUGACAAGUUAAUGAAUCAACUAGAGAAAAUGCCAUGUAAACCAAAUGAUCGGAUUUGGAGUGCCUUAGUUGGUGUUUGCAGAAUCCAUGGAAAUAUAGAAUUGGGAAGAAAAGCAGCUGAACAACUUAUUCAAUUGAGGCCUCAAUCCUCUGCCUCCUAUGUAUUAUUAUCAAGUAUCUAUGCUGCACUUGGGAGGUGGCAAUUGGUGGAGAAGGUGAGACAGCUUAUGGACGAGAGACGUGUAAGGAAGGAACGAGCUAUUAGUUGGAUAGAUAUCGAAAGUAAGGUGCACUCUUUCACUGUAUCAGAUAGAUUGCACCCUUUAAAGGAGGAUAUUUAUUCCGCCUUGGAACAAUUAGCUGGCCAUGAAGAAGAAGAAGUUGCAUCACCUGAUAAUGAAAGGUAGCCUUUAUCCUUGCUUUUAACCAGCUAGUCUUGAGAGAUAUGUACAAGUUUUAAAUUUAUGUUCUGUUUUACGCAUCUUAUGACAUUUUAGUUGACUUGAAUAGGCAGGCCUUCCAGUGUGGAUGAUUGUAGUUCAGUUUUGCAAUUUGUAGAAUUGAAUCUCCCGAUUGUUAUGAGAUUAUUCUAAAGACAUACAAUAAAUUUCUGGAAAGAUAGUUUGCUUCGUCUUCUGUAAUUGUUUUGAUUUACUAUCUAUCUAAUAAAUUGGUAAAAGCUACUUUCUUUCUUCA
Jatropha curcas is the source of this 2351-nucleotide messenger RNA. RefSeq names its product Pentatricopeptide repeat (PPR-like) superfamily protein. NCBI's taxonomy places the organism in Eukaryota, Viridiplantae, Streptophyta, Magnoliopsida, Malpighiales, Euphorbiaceae. Gene Ontology annotation, biological process: RNA modification. The record is from RefSeq and is a predicted model, not a curated record. Gene Ontology annotation, molecular function: RNA binding; protein binding.